This is a messenger RNA of Echinostoma caproni, 381 nucleotides long. The record is from the annotation of a GenBank genome assembly. Lineage: Eukaryota; Metazoa; Platyhelminthes; Trematoda; Plagiorchiida; Echinostomatidae.
AUGCAAAUACCAUGUCAUGGGAGUUGGACCCCAGCCACAAUUAGAGGGGCGGUCGGGAACGUCCGAAGCGAGGACGGAGUUAACGCGGAAUCAAAUGCUGAAAACGCGGAUAUUUUCCGCCGCUACUUCGAAAUGGUUCACCAACCGGAUGGAGAGGGAAACCCGCCACCCCCCCUAGAACGGGAAAUGCCUGCAAUGGCCGAAGUCAUCAUCAUCGAAGAUGAGGUAAAGGCCCAACUGCAGGCGCUGAAGAACACCAAGGCAGCGGGACCCGAUGAUAUUCACCCGGUCAUCCUGGAACCGCUGACUGAGGUGCUUGCUUCACCACUAGCAAAGCUGUUUAACAGAUCCCUCCAAGAUGGGAGGCUGCCUGGAGACUAG